This is a messenger RNA of Vombatus ursinus (common wombat), 1222 nucleotides long. RefSeq names its product zinc-alpha-2-glycoprotein-like. Gene Ontology annotation, biological process: immune response. Gene Ontology annotation, cellular component: external side of plasma membrane. The coding region runs from base 45 to 1154 and encodes 369 amino acids. The record is from RefSeq and is a predicted model, not a curated record. Lineage: Eukaryota; Metazoa; Chordata; Mammalia; Diprotodontia; Vombatidae. The transcript is spliced from 7 exons.
GAGCUUGGAGAGUGAAUCCUCCUCCAACUACACUGUGGUUGCAGAUGCCAGGCAAUCACCUGUGGAAAGGAAUGGCCAAUCAAAGGAGAAAGAAGAAGGGGAGAGGGUCUUUCUCAUCCUUGCUGCUCAUUCUGGGGGUACUUUCUCUAAUGGGGAUCCAGGCAGCUCACCACAAGCAUGAGAUACAGUUCACAACAGUGGGCACAGGAAGCUCCCUCCUGGACCACUUUAUGGUGGACUUUCUGGAUGAUGUUCAGGUGUUCUCCUAUGACAAACAUAACCAGCAGCUCAUGGCCAAGGAGGACUGGAUCUCCCAGGCCUUGGGGGCCAAGUUCAUAGCAAAGACUCAGCAGAAGUUAGUGGAUCAUGAGAAGAGUUUCCUCUGGUUCCUGAAGAAGUUGAUGCAGAAUGAGACCAAGCAUGAUGUGAACCGCACGGUGCAGGUCUCUGUAAACUGUGAGAUUGAGAGAAACAACCGUAUAGGAAAUGAAAUCCAGAUUGCUGUGGAUGGUCAGGAGUUUUGCCUCCUGGAUGAGGAGAUGGGAAAUUGGAUUGCCUUGAUGCCUGAGGCUCAGUCCUUCAAAUCCAUUCUGACAAGGACCCUCAGGACCAUUCAGAGGGAACGAUACAUGCAAGAAUAUUGUAUUGACACCAUGAAAAAAAUUCUUCAGCACUCGCAUAUAAAGAAGAACAUGCCCCCCGAGGUGACUGUAUCCCACUAUGAAGCCAUGGAUGGCAUUACCACCCUCACCUGCUCUGCUACUGGCUUCUACCCCAGUUCUAUCCUGUUGCACUGGAAGAAGGGGAAGGAGAUAAUUGUGGCUGGGAAGGAGAGCUCCAGUGGCACUUUGCCCAAUGCUGAUUCUACCUUCUACCAACAAAUCACUAUUGAGCUCCCACCAGAGGACAUGGGGACCAAUUAUGACUGUGUAGUGGACCAUAUUGAACUGGGGACACCGAAAGCAUAUCCUGUCCAUGUAAAGUAUCCUGAAAAGAGGUCUUGGACUGUGACCCUGACCAUCCUGGGUGUUGUCAUUCUGGUGUUGAGCUGUGCUGCAUCCUUCAUUAUAUGGAAGAAAAUGAAGACAGACUACAGCAUCCAUGAUUGUGUUACAUUGGAAGACAUUCAAUUGGAUCUUCAAGGAUAUUCCUAGAAUAUUCCGUGGUGCUUGCAUCAGAGAAGCUGCAACUGCUAUUGGCUCAUUCCUCCUGAAUAUGAAGA